Messenger RNA from Cicer arietinum (chickpea), 489 nucleotides. RefSeq names its product agamous-like MADS-box protein AGL80. Gene Ontology annotation, biological process: positive regulation of transcription by RNA polymerase II. The record is from RefSeq and is a predicted model, not a curated record. NCBI's taxonomy places the organism in Eukaryota, Viridiplantae, Streptophyta, Magnoliopsida, Fabales, Fabaceae. Gene Ontology annotation, molecular function: RNA polymerase II cis-regulatory region sequence-specific DNA binding; DNA-binding transcription factor activity, RNA polymerase II-specific; protein dimerization activity.
AUGAGAAAUAAGGUGAAACUUGCUUUCAUGAUAAAUGAUUCUGCAAGAAAGAUAACUUACAACAAAAGAAAAAAGAGUCUAAUGAAGAAGAUAAAAGAACUCACUACCCUUUGUGGAAUUGAUGCAUGUGCUAUAGUUUAUAGUGACUUUAAUUCACAACCAGAGGUUUGGCCUUCCCCAUGGGAGAUCGAAAGGAUUAUCACAAAGUUCAAAGCUUAUUCAGAAUAUGAGCAAGGAAAGAAGAUGUUGGACCAAGAGAGUUUUUUGAUGCAAAGGAUUGUGAAGUCCAAAGAGCAAUUGACAAAAGUGGAGAAAAACAAUUCAGAGAUGGAGCAGUCAUUGAUCUUGUUUCAAUGUCUUAUUAGAGAAAAUUUUAUUUACACUUUGAACACAGUUGUUUUGAAUGAUUUGGCAUGUGUAAUUAAUGAGAAGUUGAAGGGAAUUAGUUUAAGGGAGGAUGAAUUAGACAAAAAUGCUUCAACAAUUUAG